GGGACGCGUGGGCAAAAACAUUCCUUUAGGGGUGUGUGACAUCGUGCGGGACAACUGGCCGCCUUGUCAAAGGGGCGGGCGACUGACUGUGCCUGUUGUGCGACACGCGUGCGACAGGUGUGAUUGUGAUUGUCCGUCGUGCUCGACAGAAACAGCAAAAAGACGCCAUCUUUCCUUGAAGGUGGGCAAACAGAAAUCUUUCCCCGUGCGAUGGAUUACGAAUUGUUCCUUGUGCGGCAACCCGGGCGCUUGCAGCGCGGCACUUUGCGCAUCCUCCGUUUCCUUCCGGAUGGCAUGAGCUUGUCCACCAUGACUCCCAACCCAAUUACAACGCGGGUCGCCUAUGCCAGCAUUGUCAAUGUGGGGGUGUCGUCCGAAGACCCAUUCGAAUUUACCUUGAUUAUCGAUGACGGACGAAAGCGGGAGCUGCUCAAGCUCGCUUGUGAGACAAGGACCGAGUUGUUGACGUCUCUGUAUAACAGAAUCGACGACCUGAGUGGCUAUGGUACUGAUUUUCUGAUGAAAAAGCUCAGCGUUCGCACAGGCAAAUAUGUAGAAACACUCCUGCGAGUACGCAGCACCUCUAUUUUAAAGUUGCCACCAGAAUAUGCUGAUGAUGAGAAGACUCUUUCAGAGAAAAAGGUAGAUAUGUACGAUAUACAGCGAAUUGAGACCAUAAGUGAUGAUGACCAGGGUGUGCUGCUUCAUUUGAGUUCUCGCGUGAUGAGACUGUCAUCAAGCGAUGCGAUGGCAUUUGUACUUACCAUACAGCAGAACAUGAGGGGGUACCUUGGUAUCGACAUUGAGGCAGAAAGGAUAACAACUCAAGACAUGCUACAAGCUGCAGCUGAUGAUAAUGAUCGCUUGACAACCAAACCUCACCUUUAUGAAUUUGUUGCACACAAGAAGGUGAACCCCGAUGGGAGGCUGCGAGAUGAGCGGUUGCUUAGACUCACUCACAAGGAAAUGAUUGAGCUGUUGGUGGACGAGGUUGUGUGUGAACACAGAUUAGAGGAUAUCCGGGGAGUUGUUGUUGUGGAAAACAGCAUGACCGAGGUGAUUGUGGAGUACAAGAAUUGGAGACCAACGCACUACCAUUUGGGGGAUAGAGAUGGGUUCGUGGCUGCAUUGGGAGAUGUAAUGGCACACAUGGACACAUUUACUAUCAGACUUGAGUCAAUGUUGGAUUGUACCAUACCGGGAAGAGUGCCACCUCAUAUCAUUAGUGAAUUUGAAAACCACUUGCUUUCGAAGCUUUGGGUAGCGUAUAAUUCUAAUCGAGAUCCAGGAAAGUGGUUUCCUGUCAUUCGGGAGUAUUCUUGUAACAUUCAGCGGGAUUCGCUUUCAUACAGCGGGAAAGGACGCACUCUGCUCAACUUGGGGGGAGAUUCGCUUUGUGUAGAGCCAAAGUUGAUGGACGUUGUUGCCGACCUCAUAAAAGAUACCAUUGUAAAACAUGGGCUUAGCCCUCGAUAUUUGCUGCCAUGCUGCAUUGUGCUUGAAAGGCUAUUGUCUGCACGUGCGUGCUUUGAAGCUGUAAGGAAUCAUCCUGAAGUUAUCGCUUCACUUUUUGCUUGCAUCAGCAGUGUGACAGAACCUGUUGUAAGUUUUGCUGCUGCAAGGGCUGUCAAGGCCGCCGUGCAAUUCAAUCCUCAAGAGGGUGCACUGAAAGACUACGCCAUUUAUCAAAGAGAAGUGGUAAAUAAACAUGUAGUUCUGGCACCGGAGAACAUGCAUCAGUUAGCAGCGGUCCUCCGACUGCAUGCAUCGACAGACCAAAAUCCAUUGCAGCUUUUAGGUGUUCUUGAUGUGUUGAUAACUGCUGUGAAUAGCCCUGCUGUUGAUACAGAACAAGACCGAGUUUGGCAUAGGAGCUUGGAAGCUUCGUUAAUGCCUGUUUGUGACUUGCUUUGCGCUUUGUGCCGAUCACCGAGCACUGUCGUGUAUUAUAGCAAUGCCCAAUUCUUUCUGAGUCUGCUGACCAAGAUGGAACAAACUGCCCAGGAGCAACUGCAGAAGGAAGCACUGUCACAGGGUGUGGUCCUUGUCUUCCUGAAGCAUGCAAUCUUCUCCGAUUAUCAGAGGGUUCGUGACCUUAGCGGUAAGCUUCUUUACAUUAUGAUGGAGGGAACCGAAGAAACAAGGCAAGAAACAAGGCAGCUGUUGGACUCCAUUCUCCCGAAGGGUUUCAUGCUGCUGAAUGACUGGAAGAUAUCAACAAGGAGAGUAGACAAGGAUGUGAGGAUGAGGGAUGUCCGGAUUGCAUGCUGGUUGGAGACAAUGGAGGCCUUGAGAAGUGAAGAGAUUCUCACACCUGUUCUGGUGUGGAAUACAAUGAAACGGCGAGAGCUCUUGAAGUUCCUGGAGGAGGAGAUAGAAGGCUUCAGUCGCGCAUGGACAGUUUCGCAUGACGCCGUGUACAAUUAUUUGGAGGCUCAUCUUGUUUACUCCCUUGCGAGUGAGAAUCAUGGAACUGUGGUUGCUGGAAUAAACUUGGAGGUUCUCGUUGAUGAACGAGAGCAAGACAAUGCCGCAUAUGGAUGGAAGAUGCCUGACCCGCGCCGCCUAUUUCAAUCUUUGUUCCAUUCUCUGAUGCUGGGAUUUACUGUACUUCAAGAGCGAGGAGUUGCUGAAGUCGAUCUUCGGCUGGCGGUCCACGCACUUUCAUGGGUGUAUGAGCGGUACUCUCACCAGCUGCAAGAGUUGGUGUUGGACCUUCUGAUGAUAGAGAUCGUCGUGGAGAUGUUCCGGGAGGCCUUCGAUAACGACCAGAAGGUUUUGGCAUUUAAGCUACUUUCAUUCUUGCUGCUAUUGAUGGACGUGGGCGGAAGGGACAAUGUGCUACGUUUUGUGCGAACAAAUGGCGAGAAGGUGCUAGUUCCAAUGAUAGUCACCACCCUAGCUAAGUGCUGUACAGACGUGCACGCUUUCGAGUCACCUACGGGGGCAAUUCUAAGCACAAGGAAGACUUUCUCCAGUAGCAGCCGCAGCUUGAGUGUCAACAGUGCAUUGAGCGACAAGAUGAGCAUAGCCUCCCGACCAUACCGGGGAGAAGACCUCCAACGUUUUGUGAGCUUCCGGACCCGCGCAUCAGUUAGGUGGUUGGAUGAGCAGUUAAAUGAAAUGCUACUCUUUGGUCUCGGUCUCGACAUGCUAGAUGCCAUUCUGAGAGUAUCAGCCACAGAGAUGAGCACUUCCCUUGUUCCUCCUCCAAAGGCUGUGCUGGCGCUAGGCACAGAAGAGAUUCUCUGCCAUCUUGCUCAAAUGCUUUUGCGUGUCCAACAGCCCACAUUUGGAAGGCUAAUGAGCAUUGUCAAGAACAUUGCAAUGUCAUAUAAGGGUGCUCUCUCCAAGGUCUACAGACAUGGGUUUUUUGAGAUUCUCCUCUGGAAAUUCAUCUGUGGCACCAUCACCGAUGCUGACCGCGUGUCCAUCGCCGAAUUCCUUGGCGCCUCUCAUCUUCACCAGGACCAAGAUGCAUUAGCGCAUGCUAUGCUAAAGAGUCGAGGAAAGUUGGGAAAUGGGCUUUGGCAGGAUAGCAUCCUCCAGCUGUACUUGCCUGAAGGAGUGAUAAUGAAGCUCUGCACAGAGGGUGCGCACGCUUUUGUUGAACUCGUGAACUCUGGGGAGGAAAGCCCAGAAGUCAUAUGGAAUGCAUCAAUGAGGAAUCGACUCGUCAAACAUUUGGAAAAGAUACUCGACCAUGCAGUCAAAGCGCGGGCGGAGAAUCCUCUUGCAAUCAGUCUGUUUUUCCCUCGUCCAGCACAAGUGUAUCCCGAGCUCGCAGAUGCUGUGUAUUCUACCCCAUUUUAUCUGCAGAACCUCCUGGAUGUGGAGCGCUUUCCUGACUACGUCAUGCUGGAACCAGCUUCUUUUCACACCAACUUGAUGCAGGACCUUCGUGCUCUUGCCGCAGGAGUGUCCACAAGUGCUAUGGGCGGUGUCACAGCUGAAUGGCACAAUAACAUGAGGCGGAUUCUUUUGCUGCUGCGGGCACAGGGUUUUGUCCUGCAACAGUACCCACAGAUUCAUCUUCCAGAUGACACAGAGACAGUGCUUAUUGAUGUAGCAUCACCAGCUCUUUAUGUCUGUUCCUCGAUGAGAGAGGUCACACCACCAUCAGCAAUUGAGAUACUUCAUCAAAGCCUCCGAGUGUUGCGGCGAGUCGCUGCAUCGAGCGAUGAGGACCAUGACGUGUCGAGUACAGCUCUUGACUUUGCAAUGAGUGUUCUGGAGAUUGGACAGCAAUGUCAAGUCGCGGACGCCACCUUGUCUGAGCCCGGUUUUUCCGAGAUGGUGGAAUCAGCGCUGGCUAGUGCCCUCUGCAUCACAGAACUCGCGGCAUCAUCAAGGGAGGGACGACAACAGCUUGGUGAUGACCCCCGAUGGCAUAAAAUCUUGUGGUGGGUAUUGAGCCGUGCAGCAACUGACAUGGCGUCACCAGACGAUAACCCAGAUGGUCUUGCUGUUGAGAUGGCGGCUUUGAACUGUCUCAAUCAUUUUGCUGGCGACGAAAAGUUCUGCUUUGAGGCGGUCAAAAUUGGUUUACAUCUUCCACUCUUGCUGUUGGCAGUUCCAGAUGAAAACACCCAGAUUAAGGUCAGGACAAAGCAGCUGGGGCAGUCUUGCCAGGGAUUGCUGAAUUCAUCAGUAACAGCUCUGCGAACACUUGUGAACACUCUCAAUCGCACAGGGGGCAUGGAGCAGUCAACGGGCCAGCCAAUGGGCCGUGCUGCAUUUCUGAGCAUUUUGCCAAUGGCUCUGUUGGUCUGCUUGGAAGAUGAAGAAGAUGGGCCAGCGAAGUUUAUCGAACUAUCUGCAAUGAAUCUUGAACAGCCAUUGCGUGUGUACUGUGAUUUUGCAAUUCUUCCAGAGACCUAUGAAGACAAUGAGCUGGAAUGGCUAUUCAACUUUGCGUAUGAGACAUUGAAAGGCCAGUUGGUAAUCGGAGGCAUAUUCAUUCAGGGCUUUGCAAGCGGGCAGUGGCAAGGAUUCAAUCUACCAGAUCCAGGGGAGUUUGUCGAGUCCAUCCAAGACUUUCUUCAUUCGAAUCUACGGCUGAUCGUUUUGCCCGGCGCCUCAGAGGUUGUUGAGGUUUUUGAAUCAGAUGAUGAAAACGACGACACAGGCUCUGUGGACGGUGCCAACUCAAUCACAGUAGCGGACUAUAUGACAGUAAUGGCAGCAUUUGAGGAAUGCCUGAAAUACUGUAUACAGGAAGGACACGAAGAACUUCUCAUACACUUCAGGUUCCCUCUAUUCGCAAGAAUCGCCCGGUCAAGGAGUUUCCUCACAGAGGCAAAGGUCACAAUUUGUCGGCUCGUUGCAGUCCUGGCCUCGCAUGAUGGAAUGAGGGAGGAGCUCAUCUUCUCCGAGCUAUGGGGCGGUCUCACAGUCCAGCUAUGGGACUGCAUGGUUGCAUAUCCAGAGGAGGGAACUGAAGAGGUGAUGCUGGCGACUCUGCAUGUUCUCCAGCUGAUCAGCAUGGAGAUUCCGUCAACAGUGAGUGCAGCAAAUUAUUUCUUGGUCGGCAGUGUGUUUCUCCCAGUGCUUGCUCUCUUUCUCAAGAUCAAACUUCCUCCUCUCCUGGGACAGGACCCGGAAAGCGCAACAAAGGCCUUCCCUGCCCAGUCGCCAUUGAUCUCUCCACUUUCUGAGCUGCAGAAGUCAACGGUCACUCCACCAUCGCCUCCCGAGGACAAAGGAGAAGACCAUGCAGAGAUGUCCGACCUGGGUAACGGAGCGGACAAAGAGAAUGAGGAAAAGUCUGCAGCAGAUGAGGUCAUAGUCGCUAAUGGAAGCAUACAGAUGGAGGACUCUCAUACUAAGGCAAAUGGCGAUGAAACUGGAACUCAUGAUAUUCCCGACUCGGUGCGGACAGCAGCUGCUCGUAUUAUAAGUCAGCUCCUUCUGGCAGCAAGCGGCCUUAAAGACCCUGCUUCUCCGCCGCUGGACAGGCCUCUGACAAGAAAAGUGACAAUUUUUGAACGAGAUCUAUCACGGAGUAACUUUUCAGCGAUCAACAGAGGUGUAUCUGUAAAAGUGUUUGAUUCUAUUGAUGAUGCGGACGAGACCAGUACGAAUGUGCAUGUGGCAAAGCAGAAGCCUGUUUUUCUGAGCUGGAUUUUAUCUACAGUUGCAGAUGAUGAGGGGAGCAGCUUGCCCCACGCCCCUACCACCCGGGACGACUAUGAAGAAGGAUAUGUCAGAGAACUAUACAUUGGAGGGUUCUAUCUUGAUCAAUUCCUGAGGAAUCCUGAUUUUGACUUUGGCAAUGUCCUGGAGAGGAGGUUUAUGCGAGAGCUAAGGAAGUACAUUUCAAUUGCGGCGCCUACUCACGGGAACCACGGCAAGGACUUCUCCUUCGAUGACAGAAGGCGGCUUCUUCUUGCCCAGUUGCUAUUGUUCAAAGGGCGACCAUCGCUACUUUCAGGAUCGUCUCUUGUCGACAUCUUCCUAUCAGUGUAUGACUUCAUUAGCUCAAGGGCUGUGGCAAUCAGCAUGAGAUCGGGUUUGCUGCCAAAGAUUGCAGACAUUGUUGUUGAUGUGGAUUGCUCCGUCGCUUUGAGGCAGAGAGCUGCUGAGGUGCUUGCUGUGAUGUGUGCAGACAAACGGAGAGGAAUCGAGGUUUCUCGUCAUCUGGAUAAGCAAAUUCCUUCUUCGAACAAGGGCUAUGGUGCAUGGCUAAUUCCCUUGAGCAAGAUUCUGGACACUGUGGUCGACAACAAGACGCUCCGGCACUUCUUGCGGAACACGCAUCCGUGCCCAUGGUGGAGACCCAAAUCAUCGGAGGAUGUCAUCGAUGGCAGCGACCAAUCAACACUCUUCUUUACAUGAUUCUCACUCGUCGGAAGUCGUGCGCCAGGACAGAACGUACGAAUCAUGUGCACCGGCAGCUGCUUGGAAGGAACAACUGUCAGCAGGUUGCUGACAUGAUUCUGACGUGUCAGAGAUACUGCAUGUUUUUUUCACUUGCUUGAUGUAUUCAGUACUGUACGUUAGCGCCUGCUUGGAAGGAUCAGGACCUGAAUGUCAGGGCGGAUCGCAUAACGAGGAGCAACUGUCAGCUGCUGAAAGCGGGUGGGACAUUAUUUUUGUAACUUGUUUCUAAAUUCCUCAGAAGGGGCUCCGGUCCAUAUCUCAUCUGUGCGAACGUAUUGACUGAGAAGCUCUGCAGGUUGGUCACAACAUGUGCAAUCCGCCGCAUGUCAUGGUGAAGCAUAGCACCGAGUUACGGGCUGUUGUCGGGGGGUUCGCCUGUGUGGCUGUUGCCACACUUGCCUGUGUGUCAUUUCUUGUGACCAGACAGUCCUCAUAGCAUUAUUAUGCUCAUGCUUCAAGCUAGCAAGGUGUCAAUUGAAAGGUUGCUUGCCAGCAGCAGAGGGCAUCUAGAGUUUGUGUACGCUGUACAGUGUGUAGUUAGGACACCGCAACACUCUUCCAAACAGUGUGGUAGGUGGCGCAAUGUUCUUGCAGAUGUAUUUGGGGCAAUUUUCAGGCUACGUGCAGCAAUAAGCACUGUACAUUCUUUUCCGGAACUCUAAAGAAACAUGCUGUUUUGAACAAUGUGGUGGGAAAAUGACUGAGUCAUGAAAGACGGGACGGUGGUAACACUGUAAGCAGUGUAAAGGUGUCGAAAACUUCAGGGGUGCCCUCGAGGGUGGCACGUACUAGAAGAGGUGAGGCUUUGUGCGGCGAAUUGCCGACAAUUCAAGUCAAUGGAUGAUGUCAGGAGGAGGGGAGGUGGCCUCUCUUGAGGAGUGUUUCCCGGAUUAUGGGGUGCAGUUAUGCAGCCUGCAGCACGCCAUCUGUUGCAUGGGCGUUUCACACAGUUCCGGUGCUAUGUUAUCCCCAUUUCACUGCAGUGCCGCGCGCCAAUGGAAGGCUCUGUCCUGUGCACCGGCAUCAUGGCACCUGUGGUCAUGGUUGGCUUAUUUCGGGAUCUGCACGAUCCACUAGCAGAGGGAUUUCUGCGCCACGGACCAUCUUCUAAAGCAGCACCGUUGGAAACCAUAGCAGCAUCGUUGGAAACCAUCAUCUCCCGGAGAGACUGCGAUUUGUCACCGUCGGGUGUUCCUUCUCACCUCAUCAUCCCUCGAAUGCCAUCGUCCAGGACUCCAGGUGGCACAUCUAGAUGUUCCGCCGGAUGGGAGACUACGUCGUUACGGAUCAUGACAUUGCAAAUAUGCUUCUGACCAACGAGCAGAGUCAAGGACAGCUCCUUCUCACCCCAUCAUUCACUCGGCGAACUGUUCAAAUCUCAGGAUUCUUUAGUGGGGCAGAGGGCUCGUAGUAUUACCACACACCGCGAAUGACAUCAUCCAGGUGGCACAUCUAGAUGUUGAGACAGAUGCGAGAGUACCAUGGUUACAGCUCAUCGCAUUACAAAGAUGCUUUUGACUCAUAAGCAUUGUCAAGGAAAGCUGACGCAG
This is a messenger RNA of Chara braunii, 8432 nucleotides long. NCBI's taxonomy places the organism in Eukaryota, Viridiplantae, Streptophyta, Charophyceae, Charales, Characeae. The record is from the annotation of a GenBank genome assembly.